AUGGAUCAGACGGAAAUCCUGCACACGAUCUCAACGCUAAAUGGCCACUGGGUUCGGGCGGAGCGCCGUGUAGCCAAGUACCAGCAGGAACUGGCAACGGUACGACAAUCGGUCGCACAGACCAACAGUGAGAUGGAGGAGAUUGUGAAAGUGGCAGAGAUUCUUUACGAGACGAAUCGAAGAAUGGGCGCUGUGAUGGACUAUCUCCUUGAACAGGAGGCUCUUAAGGAGAGCGGCGAAGAGCCUAAAUCAUUCGACGCCAUGUUCGGCUGGGUGGUGGCACAAGUCGAACAGUCAUCCAACGCUGAAGCUAAAGACGGAGCUGUCGCCGCUGGGGAAGCCGUGGCUGGAGCCAGUAGACUGGUGGCAAUGAGCAAUGCAAGCAUGUGA
Penicillium verhagenii is the source of this 390-nucleotide messenger RNA. RefSeq lists its product as uncharacterized. The record is from RefSeq and is a predicted model, not a curated record. The transcript is spliced from 2 exons. Bases 1 to 390 code for a protein of 129 amino acids. NCBI's taxonomy places the organism in Eukaryota, Fungi, Ascomycota, Eurotiomycetes, Eurotiales, Aspergillaceae.